AUGAGUGCGGCGGAUACGCUGGAGGAUUUGCCGCAGGAUGUCCGCGACGCGCCUGUGCAAGAGGUGCAGAUGCGGACGCGGCUCCUGGAAAAUGAGCUCAAGGUGAUGAAGUCGGAGCAUAUGCGGCUGCUGCACGAGCAGACCGUCAUGAAAGAGCGCAUCAAGGACAAUGCGGAAAAGAUCUCGCAGAACAAAGUGCUGCCCUAUCUUGUGGGAAAUGUGGUCGAGGUUCUGGACAUUGAUCCUGAUAUCGACGAGGACUCAGAGGAAGGGGCGAAUGUCGACCUGACGCAGCGCAAAGGCAAGUGCGCCGUGAUCAAGACGUCGACACGGCAGACCAUCUUUUUGCCGCUGAUCGGUCUUGUGCCUGCGGACGAGCUGCGCCCGGGCGACUUGAUCGGUGUGAACAAGGACUCGUACCUGAUCCUCGACAAGCUUCCCGCAGAGUACGACUCGCGCGUCAAGGCGAUGGAGGUCGACGAGCGCCCGACCGAGACCUAUACCGACAUUGGUGGUCUCGACAAGCAGAUUGAGGAGCUUGUCGAGGCGAUCGUCUUGCCGAUGCAGCAGGAGCAGAAAUUCAAAAACCUCGGCAUCAAGCCGCCAAAGGGUGCGCUGAUGUACGGGCCACCGGGUACCGGCAAGACGCUCCUGGCGCGUGCGUGUGCGGCACAGACGAAUGCGUGCUACCUGAAGCUUGCGGGGCCGUCGCUCGUGCAAAUGUUUAUCGGUGACGGCGCCAAGCUCGUGCGCGACGCUUUUGAGCUCGCCAAGGAAAAGGCGCCGGCGAUCAUCUUUAUCGACGAGCUGGACGCGAUCGGCACGAAGCGCUUCGACUCGGACAAGUCGGGCGACCGCGAGGUGCAGCGCACCAUGCUUGAGCUACUCAACCAGCUCGACGGCUUCUCGAGCGACGAGCGCAUCAAGGUGAUUGCGGCGACAAACCGUAUCGAUAUCCUGGACCCCGCCUUGCUGCGCUCGGGACGCCUCGACCGCAAGAUCGAGUUUCCGCUCCCGAACGAAGAGGCGCGUGCGCGCAUCAUGGAGAUCCACUCGCGCAAAAUGGCCGUCGGACCCGACGUCAACUUUGAGGAACUCGCGCGGUCUACGGACGAGAUGAACGGCGCACAGCUCAAGGCGGUGUGCGUCGAGGCGGGUAUGAUUGCCCUGCGCGAGGGCGCCACCGAGCUCGACCACGAGCACUUCUUGGGCGGCAUCCUCGAGGUGCAGGCGCUGAAAAAGUCGGACCACUUUUACUACGCGUAG
Molecule: messenger RNA, 1266 nt
Organism: Malassezia japonica
Lineage: Eukaryota; Fungi; Basidiomycota; Malasseziomycetes; Malasseziales; Malasseziaceae
Gene: RPT5
Product: 26S proteasome regulatory subunit 6A
Exons: 1
Coding region: 1-1266 (421 amino acids)
Biological process (GO): proteasome-mediated ubiquitin-dependent protein catabolic process
Cellular component (GO): proteasome regulatory particle, base subcomplex
Molecular function (GO): proteasome-activating activity; ATP binding; ATP hydrolysis activity
Source: RefSeq, a predicted model, not a curated record